Molecule: messenger RNA, 1707 nt
Organism: Fusarium verticillioides 7600
Lineage: Eukaryota; Fungi; Ascomycota; Sordariomycetes; Hypocreales; Nectriaceae
Exons: 2
Coding region: 823-1590 (255 amino acids)
Source: RefSeq, a predicted model, not a curated record
CUGAUUGAGUGGGAGAGUUUGGUAUCCGCGACAGUACCUCAGAGCUGGACCGAUGUUUCCCCGCAAGUUCGCGAGUCCCCUCCUCGCGUAACGUGUUAUGCUUCUCACGAUGGCACACAUGGUGCCUGUGUGAACAUCUCAAUAAACACAGCAAAGAUCCAAUGCGCUACUGCGGCAAUUGGACCGCUAUCGCGCCCUUUUGAUUUCACGAAACUCUCGCCAUGUGCGUGUGAAGCUGUGCUACUGACGUCAUCGUCUCCGCGCUGCGCCAGUUCAGUUUGCUAAACCUCAAACUCCAAACCAGAGGCGCUCUUCCUGUUUAUCGGAGUGGCCUUCGCAAAGGCUACAAUUGACUGUUCGCUUCCUGACAUCCAUUUGUUUCGCGUACUCGGUUACGCGACGAUGGCUCUCUUAUUGCUUGCCGGUUGUUGGCACUGCCGCGAAGAUGCUCAUGAUGCCCUCAGCGCUAGAGAGCAUCUCGUGCCUCUACCGAAUACUUCACAACAGCUUGAGCAGUUGAUCGCCUGAGCAAGUGUUCGGCGCCUCAAGAAUGUGCAAUCUUCAAACGAGCAAACACAAGAGGUACGGGUGACUGCCGUUUGCUUUGGUCCGCCCGCAUUGCUUCUGCGUUUGCACUCGCACACUUACUUUGGCAAUAGUGUUUGUUCCAUGAGCCUUCAAAACCUUCGCUCUUGUCUCGCCGCGUGUGAAGCAUAGAGCAUCCGCUGAUAGAUCUCCGCGCUUCUAACCGACGUUACCUCGUGCUCAGCCCUUCGAAGCGACGAAAGAUUACGGCGAAAACUCGACGUCGGCCCUUCAGCGAUGCCUAAAUCUCAAGCGAAGAAGAAGUCUCCUGCGAAUGGCCUUGAUGCCUCGAAGUCAAACGCAAAGGCAGGAACACCAGCUCCGUACGAGUUCAGCGGGCGUGACACGAUCAACAUCAGCUCGUUCGACCUUGCGCAAGUUCAGGAAUCGCUGGAGCACUCCGAUGCGCCUUCAUUGCAACCACAGCUCAAGUCGCCCAGACAAUGCCCUCGUGAAUUGAACCACCCCAUGCACUGGCAGCUUUCACAGCAUGAAUUCUUGAUCGCGCGCCACAAGGCUUUGCGGUCAUCAGUGCCUUCUCAUCCGCCCACGUUACCUGCCCACGAACCAGCGUCGAAAACUCCCGAAACCCUUUCGCUCGAUGAAUCAACCAGCGAUUCAUGCUCCUCGUCGCCCGGCGAAAGCUCGACGACCUCUACAAAACCUCCACUCCCAGAAGUCCGCGUAUCUCCUCCUGAAGAGCUGAACGAAACCCUCCGUCAAGCGCCCCCUCCGAUCGAAGACCCCGCCUACCCCUGGGCGGAAGAAGAACUUCAAGUUCUACUGGAGAUGCGAAAUGAACAACGUCGCUUGCACAAAGAAACCCUCGAUGCGAUGGGGCGAAUGGCCUACUGGUCCUUCAGAGCGCAACGUGCUGCGAAUCGAGUCGAGAAGACAAUGUGUGAACUUAGGAGCUACAUGGAUGAGGUUCUGGCUGAGCAAGAGGAUGCUCAAGACCAUGAGGAGAACGGGUACACUAUCUUGCCUCUAUCUUUAACGAAGUGAAUUCGCUGAAAGAUGGAUCAUGGCAAUGAGGGUUUGGCCCAGAGUCAUGGCAGGCUUUGCUACAUAAGUAGAUCAGUAUAAUCACGAUUAAUCGUAAUUUAUUCCCCGUGCCACUGG